Messenger RNA from Fomitiporia mediterranea MF3/22, 866 nucleotides. RefSeq names its product actin-related protein ARPC5. NCBI's taxonomy places the organism in Eukaryota, Fungi, Basidiomycota, Agaricomycetes, Hymenochaetales, Hymenochaetaceae. Gene Ontology annotation, cellular component: cytoplasm; Arp2/3 protein complex; actin cytoskeleton. Gene Ontology annotation, molecular function: actin filament binding. The transcript is spliced from 4 exons. Bases 31 to 501 code for a protein of 156 amino acids. The record is from RefSeq and is a predicted model, not a curated record. Gene Ontology annotation, biological process: Arp2/3 complex-mediated actin nucleation; regulation of actin filament polymerization.
UGCCUCACCAGCAUAUAAAGAGCCGCCAUAAUGGAGACUGCCUUCCGUAAAAUCGACAUUGACGCAUAUGACGAGGAUGUGUUACUGGAAGAGGAGCUGUACGACGCUGACCCUCGCGACCCGGCGCAGGUCCUGGCUGAUACGAGAGCCAAGGCAGCCACUGUAAGGAGCGCACUUGCAAGAGGUGAUGUAGCUGGUGCACUGAACAUUGUCCUGGAAGGUGCACCGUACGGGCCAAACGUCGAGGAGGCGAAGAACACAAACCUGCAAACCUUACUCUCCAUCCUUGGUAGCACAAAAGCAACUGAAAUCCCAGGGAUCCUCAAAUCUCUCCCGCAAGAUUCACAAGAUACGCUGAUGAAGUACCUCUAUAAGGGUAUGGCGAUGCCCGGAUGGGGAGACGUGAGCGGGAGCGUGUUGUUGGGGUGGCAUGAGAAGUUGACAGAGAUUGCUGGUGCAGGGUGUAUUGUGCGUGUUAUGACGGACAGGAGGACGGUAUGAGUUAAUGCGGUACGAUACGGAGUGAUACGACUCGAUUUCGCUUCGCUUCGAUUGAGGACUUCCUUCGGAAGACGAACAGAGGAACUAUUGAACUGUACGAAUGGAUGAACUAAUAGGUGGCUUUGAAAAUCGAGAUACAUAUAGAUUUGAUUUACGUCCUAGUCUGAUUUCACGUUUUCAAGAAGUUUGGAUUAUUCCUGCCUACAAAGCAAUUGGAAUUGCUUCGACCCUGAUCCUAACUAUGACGCUCUGUACUCUUAACGCCGAAAUGGAAUGCCUGAUCUACUCUAAGCGCGCACUAUACACGAGUAUCAAAUCUCCACCAGAGUACAGAUGACGUUGUAAAGUACUACAUUAGUGAAUGC